Messenger RNA from Eimeria maxima, 741 nucleotides. RefSeq lists its product as hypothetical. NCBI's taxonomy places the organism in Eukaryota, Apicomplexa, Conoidasida, Eucoccidiorida, Eimeriidae. The annotation marks the transcript as partial. The transcript is spliced from 6 exons. The record is from RefSeq and is a predicted model, not a curated record.
AUGGAGAACUGGAACAGGAAAUGGAGGACGCUGUGGUGUUGGUCGAACGUCUACUUGGGAUGGAAAGUAGCGCAGGCGCGCAGCCGUGCACUGCCCCAGGAUAAGCAGGCGGCAUACUGGGAGCAGCGACACGAGCAUUUUGCAAACCUUGUAUGGGACAAUAUCAAGGAGCUGAAGGGCUGGUGGGUGAAAGUGGGGCAGUUCCUGAGCACGAGGAGCGACUUGCUGCCUCAGCAGUACAUCCACCACUUGAUUAAACUGCAGGAUAUGAUGCCGACGACCCCAUACGCAGUCAUCGAGAAAACUCUGCAAACAGAAUUGGGCGAUUUGAGUCAAAUCUUCUCUAGGAUUGAAGAGAAACCUCUCGCUUCUGCAAGCAUUGGCCAAGUGCACCGCGCGUGGCUGACAGAUGGUACUGCAGUAGUGGUAAAGGUUCAGCAUGCGGACGUCGAAUCUCUUUUAAUGCACGACAUGGCUAACCUCAAGCAAUUGUCCUGGGCUUUUGGGAUGCUCGAGCAGGGCAUGAACUUUGCGCCGAUCUUAGAGGAAUGGCAGAAAGCGGCGAGCAAAGAACUGGACUUCAGAUUUGAAUAUGCACAUCAAACUAGGGCUUACGACGCUGCGCAGCGGUCGGGAAUAGGCGUGGUCAUCCCCAAAUGUUACCCAAAUUUGGUAACGAAGUCCGUUAUGGUGAUGGAGUUCAUAGAUGGCUUCAAAGUUACUGAUGUCGCGAAGCUGGAU